AUGUUACCAAGAUGCUAUCAUUGGUAUAGAAGAGCAGUCAAUGAACAAGCCAACAUAUCUAAACAGAAUCAAAAGCUUGAAUUAGUCCAAGAUCAAUCUGUUCAGACCAAUAAGAAUUAA
Cetraspora pellucida is the source of this 120-nucleotide messenger RNA. The record is from the annotation of a GenBank genome assembly. Lineage: Eukaryota; Fungi; Glomeromycota; Glomeromycetes; Diversisporales; Gigasporaceae.